UUCAUUUUCAAGGUUCCUCCCACCACCACUGACCACCCCCAUGUUGUAACUUGUAAGUGUUUGUUGAAUCUCCUGUCCGAAAAAAAGAUGGAAGAUAUGUUCAACCGUCUACCAAACCCUAUUAUCUCCCACAUACUCUCUUUCCUUCCAACAAAGGAAGCAGCUUCCACAUCAGUUCUCUCCAAAAGAUGGCGUCUUUUAUUCAUCUCCGUAACAAAUCUUGACUUCGAGGGAGAUGAAGAGAGUCCAACCUUUGUGGGUUUUGUGGAUAGAGUCUUGGCUUUGCAAGGGAAUGCUAAGUUAAACAGAUUCUCUUUAAACUUCACUGACUAUCCUGAUCCAGAUACUGUCACUGGUUGGAUACUAAACGUGUUAAAACGCGGCGUUUCAGAGAUUGUUCUAAGUGUUUCUGAUUAUCCUUUACCUCCUGAGAUCUUUGUUAGCAAGAGUCUGGUGAAGUUGAAGUUAGAAGGAGGAGAAGGUCUAAGUUUCACCGCUGAUGUUGCAAAAGUGUUGCUUCCAAAGGUUAAGACACUUGAGAUUGAAUCCGUUGAGUUUGAGGAAGGUGGUGUUGGGUUUGUGAAGCUUCUCUCUGGCUGUCCUGUCCUUGAGGAGUUGGUUCUGAUGAAUCUAGGGUGGGAACAUUGGAAGUCUUGCUCUGUGUUAGCUAAAAGUUUGAAGAGAUUAAAGUUUUUCUGUGAGGAUAAUGAUGAGAAUCCGAAGAGUGUUUCGUUUGAUACUCCGAAUCUUGUAUACUUGGAGUAUUCUGAUAAUAUUGCGAAGAAGUAUCCUAAGGUUAAGUUUAAUUCCCUUGUUGAAGCUCAUAUCAGUCUUAGACUCACGGAAGAUCAGAGUGCAGAUGCAGUCUCUGAUGAAGAAGAUGAAUAUUUCUAUGAAAGUGAUGAUGGUGAGGUGAAAGAUAUGGCUGGUAAUGCAACUAAUUUCUUUAAAGGGAUAUGUAAUGUUCAGAUCCUCUAUCUAUCUGCCAAAACACUUGAGGUACUUGCGUUCUGCUGUGAAGCAACACCUGUGUUUAACAACCUGAUUCAGUUAACGGUUGAGAGUGAUGAAGAAUUUGGAUGGGAUUCAUUGCCAGGUCUUCUAAAGAAUUGUCCAAACCUAGAGACACUUGUUUUCAAGGGUCUUGUCCACAAACGUACUAAAGGAUGUGGGGAGAUGUGCCUUUGUAAACCUCUGAAGGAUCCUUCUUACAUUUCAUCUUCUACUGUCAAGGUGCUAAAGAUCAUUCUGUCUGUACACAUUGAUGAUGAGGGGAGUGAAGUAGAGGAGAUAAAGCAUUUCUUGGAGAAAAUGCCACAGCUCGAUCAGUUGAUUGUUUACUUUGACAUAUCAUAUGAGCAUUCAGUGUUUGAGUUAUCCAAGAAGCUUCAGAGUAUUCCUAGAAUUGCUUCACCAAAGUGCAAUAUCCAAGUGAUCUCACAGAAUCUUAGCUUGUCCUCCACUGUGCCUUCUUCCUUGACUAAGAAAUGGUCUGCUCCUCCAAAAGAAGAGUAUACCUGGUUUCUCAAGGCUGUGACCUAAACUCAAAGCACUUGUUUCCUUUUGCUUAGUGUCUUUUGUACUCUGCUCAGCUUCUUAGUUGAUUGACUGGUUUGUUAUGCUUUAGUUAUACUUUUUUAAAAUUGAGGAUGCUAAGUUUAUGUGGUGUUAAACCACAAAUGCUUUUCUUCUGAACUCAUUCUUUGAGAGCUAA
Messenger RNA from Eruca vesicaria subsp. sativa (arugula), 1714 nucleotides. The record is from the annotation of a GenBank genome assembly. NCBI's taxonomy places the organism in Eukaryota, Viridiplantae, Streptophyta, Magnoliopsida, Brassicales, Brassicaceae.